Messenger RNA from Zea mays, 745 nucleotides. RefSeq names its product exosome complex exonuclease RRP44 homolog A-like. The coding region runs from base 68 to 745 and encodes 225 amino acids. NCBI's taxonomy places the organism in Eukaryota, Viridiplantae, Streptophyta, Magnoliopsida, Poales, Poaceae. The transcript has 6 exons. The record is from RefSeq and is a predicted model, not a curated record.
CACACACUUCUCCGCGUUCCUCGCCGCCGCCGGAGCAAUCCCGCGUCGCGCUGUCUAACUCACCACCAUGCUGCAGAGCAAGUCAUUCGUGAAGAAGACGAAGCAAGGCCGCAUCCAAAAGGUCGUCAGGGAGCACUACCUCCGCGACGACAUCUACUGCAGCUUCAUCCCCUGCACCGCCUGCGCCGCAGCCGCGGAGCGAAAGCUCAGCGCCGCUGCCGCCGCCAUCCUCGUCAUCGACACCAACGUCGUGCUCCACCAGAUCGAUUUGCUGGAGAACCCGGCGAUUGAGGAUGUCGUCCUGCUGUCAGUGGUGCUGGACGAGGUGAAGAAUAAGAACCUUUCAGUUUUCAACAGGAUCAAGGCACUGUGUAUCAACAAAGCACGGAGAUUCUAUGUUUUCGCCAACGAGCAGCACAGUUUCAGCAUGAUUGUAUUUUUUUUGAGGAAAGGGGAGUGCAACCGACUUCUAGACGGCGACGUUGACGUUGGAGCCAGCCACGACGGGGUCAACCGCGAGCGAGGACGCCGAGACGGUGGCCCGGAUGACGAUUACGUUGCUGGUGCCGUGCGCGAACCUGGGGACAGACGCCUCGCCCAGCGGGACGGCGUUGGCGGCAGUGGCGACCACCGCCGCGUGGCUCUCCUCCCGGCUCUAGCAGAAGGAGCACUCGAUGGCUUGUUGGCGAUGGUGCAGCCUGUCCUCUCCAAUGAUCCCACCGUACAGAUGCCUUGCAUCGUCUGA